CUACAGAUAUAUAAUCAUGUAUACAAAAACUGUCAUGCGCACUAAUAAUAACAAAUGAAACAUGAUCAAAACACUGCAGUCCUUUUGUAGAAAUUAUAUUAUCAAAAUAAUAUAAUGCUUUAAAUAUUUGUUCAUUGGUGGUCCUUAUUAAAGAGUGGUUGCAUAAUUAUUUAAUUACGCAUGGAAAAGAAAUGCAUCAGUUCUUAUAAUGAUUAACUUCUUGUAUGCUAACUUAGAAUUUUAAUCUUGAAUAUUACACCACAGAUUUUAUGCCUUUGGAUGAAUUUCAUCCAUUCAUUGAGGCUUUGCUGCCUCAUGUGAAAUCUUUCUCCUACACUUGGUUCAAUCUUCAAGCUGUGAAGAGAAAGUAUUUCAAGAAGCAUGACAAGCGAAUGAAUAUAGAGGAAGAAAAGUUGUGUCGUGAAGAGUUGCAAAAUGAGAGAGUAGAAAUAAAACAAAAGUGGGCCUCUCGUCUUCUGGGCAAAUUGAGAAAGGAUAUAACGCAAGAAUGCCGGGAAGGUUUUGUGCUUGGAAUCACUGGCAAGAAGGCUUCCGGCUGUGUGCUUAGUAAUCCUGAUCAAAAAGGCAAGAUGAGAAGAAUUGAUUGCCUUAGACAAGCAGAUAAGGUUUGGCGUCUUGAUCUGGUAAUGGUUAUACUUUUCAAGGCCAUUCCACUCGAAAGCACUGAUGGCGAGCGAUUAGAAAAAUCUCACGAGUGCCUCCAUCCCGCUCUUUGUGUCAACCCUUACCAUAUUAAUGUUUCCGUCCGGGAACUAGAUUUGUAUCUAGCGAACUUCAUUCUCUCACAAGAAGCUUUAAGCGGGUUGAGAGAUGAUAUUGUGGAUCAAAAGCUCGAAGAUUCAGAUAGUACAACUAUCAUCACAACUGGUGUAUUCACCUCUACUGAACUUUAUAAAUUAUCUAAAGGUUCCAUCAUGCCAACUUCUAAUGGGGUUCACCAAACCCAAGAGAAUGAAGUAGAAUCGGUAAAUGGUGAUUCUACAAUUCGUCAUGUUAUUAGAGUUUGUUCACCUUUCUAUUACACAACAGAUGGGAAUCAAGCUGAACUUAUUGGCAUACCUAGAGUUGUGGGCUCUGCUGAAAACAACCGAUCUUCUACCCCAGAUCUAUAUAAUCCAUCUAGUCCCCCUUGUGAACCAAUCAGUAAACGAGCACGACGUCUGUCGACCAAUGAAGAUGAACCAAAGUCUGUCACUCCUGAUGGAGCCUACUAUGUCAAUAGUCCUUCUAGCUUAAACAGUCCAACUUCUUGGAGUGGUGAUGUUGAUCAUGUGAGGAAUACUGUAGUCUUGCCUGGUGCUUUAGCAACUCGUGCUGGAGUCAUAAAGACUGAAGGAUCUAGCAGUUUUGUGCCUGUGAAUGCUUCGCCUUUAUCUCCUCCUCCAGUAGAGGUUAUUUUCAGCACUUCGCCUGAGAUUUCACCUUCCUCACAAACAGUAGCCUCUCCGGGGAAUAAAGACGGGCUAAGUCAGACAUCUAGUUUGGUUCCACCAACUACCACAUUAGUUGUGCCUUUGUCAACCUCAGGUCCAUAUUAUCUGGUGACACAGGGGAAAUACCAAGAGAAUGGUGACACUUUGUCAGAUUUUGUCAAUCUUGUUUGUCAAGAAGCCCGUAACACAAAUUCAAGUCCACAAUCCUCUGAAUCUGAUGCCAGAAGUCCACCUAAAAUUUCACAUUUUUAUACAAGUUCAAUGUUGCCACCUCCUCCCCCUGCACCUGUUGCACGCCCUGUGGCCAUUAUAAGAUCAUCAGGUCUAGAGACUGUGUCUUCAUCAUCUCCUCCCACUUCUCCCCUAUCUCCUAAGUCAGAACCUAUGCAAGAAGAUGAGUCUCACAUUCAUUCUAUUCAGGAUGAAGAUCCAAGAUGUCUGCAGGAAGAUGAUCCUCAAUGCCCGCCACUUACAGAUGACGAUUCACACUGUAAUCCAUUGGCUGACGAGGAUCAGCGAUGCCAUCCGAUGCGAGGAGAUGAUGAUCCUCGAUGUAACAGUCCAGGAACGGAUGACAUUUCAGAUCAUCCUUUGUCACCUCCAAGCUCUUCGUCGGGACCAACUGUAAGCAAUGCAGAUACUCCACCUCUAAGUCGGUCAAUUCUGAACAGCCCAUUUACUGCUCUAGUCAGAUCAGAACAUACUUUUGCCCAUAUACACCCACAAGCGCAAUUAUUUUCGUAUCCAAAUAUUAGUCCUUUAAGUGGUGUGAUUAGUCCAACAAGCCUGUCUAUGUUCACCUCUCCAGUCACUACGCCACGNAGAAGCCUACCCAUUGCUUGUAAAGCGAAACGCUUUUUUCCGGUUGUACAUUCAAAUGAGGCUGUGGAUGCUAGCAGUCAAACUGGAACGGCAUCCCCCAUUCCCAUGAAGUCUGAUGCAUCAUCAUCAUCAUCAUAA
Molecule: messenger RNA, 2414 nt
Organism: Parasteatoda tepidariorum (common house spider)
Lineage: Eukaryota; Metazoa; Arthropoda; Arachnida; Araneae; Theridiidae
Source: RefSeq, a predicted model, not a curated record